Cooperia oncophora is the source of this 963-nucleotide messenger RNA. The record is from the annotation of a GenBank genome assembly. Lineage: Eukaryota; Metazoa; Nematoda; Chromadorea; Rhabditida; Trichostrongylidae.
AUGUUGCAUUGGAUCGGGAGCGCUCUUGACAAACUGAAAAGAGAACAAAGAGAGAAAAACCUGGACUUUAUAACAUUUACACUGUAUAGCAGAAUACUCAUUGUAGUUCUCUUUCAGCCUGGCGAUGCUCCCAGCGAGCAACCAAUCGUUGGCGAGGGCUUGGCAGUUGUAUGUAAUGGCGAAAUUUAUAAUCACAAAGAGAUAAAAGCGAAUUCCAACGCUCAACUGAUGAAUGACGGUAGCGACUGUGCGGCGAUCAUCCAUGCCUUUAUCAAUUCAGGCUACAACUUACGCGAAGCUUGUGCUAGCAUAGACGGCGUGUUUGCGUUCGUGAUGGUCGACAAGGACAACAUCUACAUUGGUAGAGAUCCUCUAGGAGUUCGACCACUUUUCUAUGGAUUCUCAGGAUCCGGUAAGUCUUUCAGCUUGGCAUUUCACACGCUCAUAAGAGAUGUCCUUGUGAAGUCCGUUGAGAAACGUUUGAUGGGAAAUCGUCAGUUCGGCUUCAUGCUAUCCGGUGGACUCGACUCUUCUCUGAUAGCCUCUAUCGCAAAAGCGCAACGCAAAAGUUUCUUGCUAAGCGUGACGGCUUUUUCUUGGGAUAUGCUGGCGUUAGUAUACUCGCUUCUUACAGAAGCCAAAAUUACUGUCGUAAGUCAGCGAGCUAUCCGAAAUGAAGAGGGCAGAGAAACCAAUAUGACCUUUUCGGUCGUUUGUCGAACUGCGCCGGAUCUUGAAAAGUGGCAUAGAACCAGUGGCGAAUAUCUAAGAUCACAUGAAGUGCUAGUGAUUACAACCGGGAUGAAGUGUCUUAUGAGUGUACCUGAAGUAAUCUACGCUUUGGAGACGUUCGACCCACUUAUCGUACGUUGUGGUAUCGCCCACUAUCUUCUUUGUAAGCACAUCGCAAAGACAUCCGAUGUCAAGGUACUCUUGUCAGGUGCGUUCUUUCUACUGACCUAA